Molecule: messenger RNA, 757 nt
Organism: Owenia fusiformis
Lineage: Eukaryota; Metazoa; Annelida; Polychaeta; Sabellida; Oweniidae
Source: the annotation of a GenBank genome assembly
AUAAGAGAUGGUGCAUUCUACCCAGAGUUGAUUAAUCCAGGCAGUUUGCGAGAGGAGUUGAAUAAUUCUACUUGGAUCGAGAUGCCUACAUUGAAAUUUCUCUGCUUUAAAGAACGAGAUCCAUGCAAGACCCUCUAUUUGGAUUCAACGACUCACAUGCCAGCAGGCGUACUAACAUCUGGGGCAAACAUAUUUGGUUUUUGGAUAUUAAACGAAACACAGACAUAUAACAAUCGACCCGUAUACCACCAUGAAUUAUUUACUAGUCUAUAUCUAUACAGAGUUCACCCUGUAAAAUGGGUGAUACGUUUUGACAACCCUGUAAAUGUUCCUGUUGACAGUCCGCCAAAUAAUACGCUUGGAUUGAUCACAGAUCAAAGCAUAUAUCCAGAAGAUAUAAAAGCUCCGAUAAGUAUCAAUCUGACAGGAAGUCAUAGCGAAUGGCCUGGAGCAGCAUUCUCAUGUUUUUCUGUUUCAAGAGCCUGUAAUGAGUUAAGUAUCAGUGGAAUCAGUACUGAUUCACAAUUGGUAAUCUUCAACGGUCUUUACACAAAGAAAGAUUCAGAGUACAAUUAUCGUCCCUACUAUGAGCACCAUGAAUCUUCGGGUAAUCAACGGUUACUGGUAUUUCGUUGGAGCUACUGGAACUCUCCUCCAGCUGCUACGUGGCAACUGUUGUUUCAUGGUGGUUUGGCAAAUUAUGUAUACGAAUUUAUCUAUGACCCACUUAACAUUCGGUUUGAUUGGGCAGAUCAGC